AUGCGGCGGAGCCCUCGCCCGGGCUCAGCCACGUCCCCUCACAAGCACACGCCCAACUUCUACAGCGACAACAGCAACAGCUCAGUGAGCGUCACCUCGGGGGACAGCAGCGGGCACCGGUCAGCUGGGCCGGGGCCCGGGGAGCCCGAGGGCAGAAGAGCCCGGGGCUCGAGCUGCGGUGAGCCCGCCUUGAGCGCAGGAGUGCCCGGAGGAACCACAUGGGCUGGAAGCUCUCGGCAGAAGCCGGCGCCUCGGAGCCACAAUGGGCCGACCGCCUGUGGCGCGGCAACCGUGAGGGGCGGGGCCUCGGAACCGGCUGGCUCUCGCGUAGUCUCUGAGGAGCAGCUCGACCUUCUCUCAACCCUGGAUCUGAGGCAGGAGGUGCCUCCACCGCGCGUGUCCAAGAACUUCUUGAACCUGCUGUUGCAGGUGCUGAGCGUGUCGCUGUCCCUGGUAGGAGACGUGCUGGUCAUUGUGUACAGGGAGGUCUGUUCCAUCCGCUUCCUGCUCACGGCUGUGUCACUGCUGAGCCUCUUUCUGGCAGCACUCUGGUGGGGGCUGCUGUACCUGGUCCCUCCUUUGGAGAAUGAACCUAAGGAGAUGCUGACUCUAAGCGAGUACCACGAGCGCGUGCGCUCCCAGGGGCAGCAACUGCAGCAGCUCCAGGCCGAGCUGGAUAAACUACACAAGGAGGUGUCCAGCGUUCGCGCAGCCAACAGCGAGAGAGUGGCCAAGAUUGUAUUCCAGAGGUUGAAUGAAGACUUUGUGAGGAAACCCGACUAUGCGCUGAGCUCUGUGGGGGCCUCCAUCGACCUAGAAAAGACAUCACACGACUAUGAGGAUGCGAACACUGCCUACUUCUGGAAUCGCUUCAGCUUCUGGAAUUACGCGAGGCCGCCAACGGUUAUCCUGGAGCCAGAUGUGUUCCCUGGGAAUUGCUGGGCUUUUGAGGGCGACCAGGGCCAGGUGGUGAUCCGGCUACCGGGUCGUGUGCAACUGAGCGACAUCACCCUGCAGCACCCACCACCCAGUGUGGCACACACCGGGGGAGCCAACAGCGCCCCCCGCGACUUCGCAGUCUACGGCCUCCAGCUUGAUGAUGAGACUGAAGUUUUCUUAGGGAAAUUCACCUUCGAUGUGGAGAAAUCAGAGAUUCAGACUUUCCACCUACAGAAUGACCCCCCAACUGCCUUUCCCAAGGUGAAGAUCCAGAUUCUAAGCAACUGGGGCCACCCCCGUUUCACAUGCUUGUAUCGGGUCCGAGCCCAUGGCAUGCGAACUUCAGAGAGGGCAGGAGACAGUGCCACAGGGGAACCCCAUUAA
Molecule: messenger RNA, 1323 nt
Organism: Neomonachus schauinslandi (Hawaiian monk seal)
Lineage: Eukaryota; Metazoa; Chordata; Mammalia; Carnivora; Phocidae
Gene: SPAG4
Product: sperm associated antigen 4
Exons: 12
Coding region: 1-1323 (440 amino acids)
Biological process (GO): nuclear envelope organization
Cellular component (GO): nuclear envelope; meiotic nuclear membrane microtubule tethering complex
Molecular function (GO): protein-membrane adaptor activity
Source: RefSeq, a predicted model, not a curated record